Hydatigera taeniaeformis is the source of this 1011-nucleotide messenger RNA. Lineage: Eukaryota; Metazoa; Platyhelminthes; Cestoda; Cyclophyllidea; Taeniidae. The record is from the annotation of a GenBank genome assembly.
AUGGUUAAGCGACCCUCAAAAAAGGUCCAUCUGGACCCAAAUGAUCCUAAAAUAACCAGCAUUAAAGAGUCCUCCUUGACAGCUGGACCAUGUCCAAUCUGUGGAACUGUGAUGGCCACUCGUCACGGAAUGCGUCGUCAUUUUAAAAUUAUGCAUAAACAAGCUGAGGCUUCUGCCUGCAAAAUUUGUGGCAGAAAAUUUCUUACUACUUUCGCUAUACAACGACAUAUGCGACGAGUACAUCCUGAUGAAAUGAAUGAUACACCACCAUUCCGAAAUGUGGACGGUGACAAUCCUACUGGUUGUCCUUUUUGUUUCAAGAGCUUUAGUGGUAAACAAAGUCUUGAUCGUCAUCUGAGGAUUGUGCACCAGCAUGUUGAAAUCGGAAUAUGCCCCAUUUGUGACAAAACAUUUUCCAACAAGUUUGCAAUGAAACGCCAUCACGAAAAUGUUCAUGCAGGUACAAUUAGGCGCAGAUCUGUGGCAAAAGCAGCUCCACUUGAUGUUGCAUUUCUACAUAUUUCCUUGCUCACAUUUUCCUCAAAUUCUUUAUUCCAGCUACCCGUCACAUUUGCUCAAAAUGCGAUCUCAGCUUCCCAUCUAAAUUUGCGCUCAUGGGACACAAUCUCUCCUCCCAUAACAGUGAGUUCCGCAAAGUGCAUUAAUGUCUACUUCCCAUUCACAUCACCUAACACCCACUGGCAACCACCCUCCUUGCCAAUAACAACGCUUCCGCUGUUGAAGAAAAUCACUGGGCACCUUCUCGAGCUGAUCAAGCUUUCUCGAAUUUCUAUUGAUUGGAACUGCUCAAGUACUCACACCUCCAUUUGGAUAGAUCAGCUGCCAAUCCUGCACCUCUAUUUCUCAUGUUGCACUACUGCGGAUGGCCGUCAAGAACUUCCAUUUUUUUUAGCCUCCAAGAUUUUCGCAUGUUCCCACUGUAGCCGAUGCUUCCUAGACGCAAGCGAACGCAAUCGUCACGUUACCCAAGAUCACGCACUAAGUAAGUGA